GGAAAGUGGAAAAAGGGGAAAGUGGCGACAGAACGCGUUUCUGUACAAACCAACGAAUCAGAACCAAAGACGGAGACGUUUUUGGUGGAGCUUCGUUCCUCGGCUGCAGGCUGGUGAGGUUGAAGCUCUGACGUCAGGCGACAGGAGACGUCGGAGGCGGACAAACUGGACCUGCAGCUCAUUCUUCUCAUUCCGCUGGUUGUUUCCCUUCAGAUCAACAUGGCCGAAACACACAGAGCGACAGCGCAGGGCAGGAAGAAGUGGGUCGUUCCACAGAGAAGUGAUGAAGAUAAACCAAGUGUUCGUCCUCCUGAGAGAAAUCUGGCGGUUCCUUUCAGAGGUCACAUCCCUGGUGGGAUGCGUCCAGGUAAGAAGGUGGUCGUGGUUGGUGUUGUCGACUCGUGUCCUGACAGGUUCCACGUGGCCCUGACAUGCGGCAUUGGAUCCGCGGAGCCUCCCCCCGACGUGGCCCUGGAGCUCUGCGUCCGGUUCCGGGACCGGCAGGUCCUGCGCAGGGCCUGCGUGGCCGGCUGCUGGGGGGACGCCGACCGAGCCGCGCCGUUCUUCCCCUUCAUCGCCGGCCAGCCGUUCAAGAUUGAGAUUCACUGUGAACAAAGUCGGUUCCGUGUGUUCGUGGACGGGCAGAAGCUGUUCGACUUCCACCACCGGCUGACGUCGCUCGGCGACAUCGACACGCUGUGGAUCAAAGGCGGCGUCUCCGUCACCAAACUGGCCUGAGGGGAGGGACAUGAAGACAUGGAAACACAAACCUCCGGGACCCACUCGGGGAUUCACUCAGGACUUUGUGGUUCAAGAUGGAAAGAAAUGAGUUUGAAGGAUACAUUUGUGUGUCUAUGAUCUACUUCAGGAAAGUUUUAUUGGAACUGUUAUUUAUAUGUGGAAACAUUUAGCAAAAUCCCCAAAAGGUUCACAGAACAUUUAUGUAAUGUAUUUUUUAGAAUGUUAAUGCCCUUCAUUGUAUAAUUGUUGUCAUUAGUGGAACAUAUGGUCGGCCAAUAGGACACAACUGCUGCAACUGUAAAUAUCCUCUCACUGCAUCCAUUGAGCUUACAUGAAGGCAGCUGAGAACCAGGAGGAAUUAUCUUUAUAUUUUGUAAUAUUUCUAGUUUUUUAAAGUCGCAUUUGUUUGACAGCCUCCGUGAUCUGAUGACUACCUCAAACCACACAGCGUGAUGUCCGUAUUAAAAGUACAUGAACAUCUAUAUGAGAAAUAAAUCAUUAUUUCGAUAUCCAGUGUGUCCCAAAGGGUGUACUUUUUGCAAAAUAAACUACAUUGUUGUCAUUCAAAAUGA
Molecule: messenger RNA, 1313 nt
Organism: Gasterosteus aculeatus aculeatus (three-spined stickleback)
Lineage: Eukaryota; Metazoa; Chordata; Actinopteri; Perciformes; Gasterosteidae
Product: galectin-related protein
Molecular function (GO): carbohydrate binding
Source: RefSeq, a predicted model, not a curated record